Molecule: messenger RNA, 4847 nt
Organism: Phaethon lepturus (White-tailed tropicbird)
Lineage: Eukaryota; Metazoa; Chordata; Aves; Phaethontiformes; Phaethontidae
Gene: RP1
Product: retinitis pigmentosa 1 (autosomal dominant)
Exons: 7
Biological process (GO): axoneme assembly; photoreceptor cell development; intracellular signal transduction
Cellular component (GO): axoneme
Source: RefSeq, a predicted model, not a curated record
AUGAGUGAAACACCUUCAACUAGUUACUCGGUGAAUCAGCCAAACUCCUCCGAGAGCGAACAGAGUUUAUCCACGCGCCAUUUCAAUGUUACUGAACCCGUUGUGGCAAAACGGAUCUGUUUUUAUAAAAGUGGAGAUCCUCAGUUUAAUGGGAUCAAAAUGGUCAUUAAUAACCGGUCUUACAAAACGUUUGAUGCCUUGCUGGAUAGUUUAUCCAAAAGGGUCCCGUUACCUUUUGGAGUAAGGAACAUUAGUACACCAAAAGGGAGACACAGCAUCACCAAUUUGGAGGAUCUUGAAGAUGGAAAAUCUUAUAUUUGCUCCCAUCAGAGGAAAAUGAAGCCCAUCAACCUGGAACAGGCCAGCAAAAAGCCGCUGCCCUGGCUGAUCAGUAGGCCUGUCAGCGCUCAUGGAUUUGGCCAUCGAGAAAACAAAAUAACAACUCCCAAAAACAUGCUUGUUUUCAAAAAUGGGGAUGUAAGACUCAGGCGCACUGUAGUUCUGGGAAAGAAAAAUACACAAACCUUUGGGGCCUUUCUAGAUUAUAUGAGCGAGUUAAUGCAAUAUCCAGUCGUGAAACUGUAUACCACUGAUGGCAGAAAGGUUCCUAAUCUUCAGGCCCUGAUAUUGUGCUCUGGAGCUCUAGUCGCAGCGGGGAGAGAGCCUUUUAAGCCAAGCAAUUAUGAUUCUCUUGGGUAUUCACGGCCUGCUAAAUUGCUUGGAAUUGCAAAUCGUGUGUACCCAAAAGCAAAUGCCAAAUCAGAAAGUGAAAACACAAGAGCUGAAAUGAGCUCUAGCUCAAGAUCUCAGAUAUUCUCAGUUUCUUCUGAUAAAGGGUCCAGCAAUGAUAACUCAAAUGAUAACAACUCGGAUUCUUCCUAUGUUCCUGACAGUCAUAAUAGUAUAGGAGGAAGUCAGUCAGUUACUGGUGAAGACUUAUCUGUGGCACAGUAUGAAGAUGACAUUGAGAAAUCUGUUCACGUUAAUCAAGAUGGCAGUAUCACAGUGGAAAUGAAAGUUCGAUUCAAAAUUAAAGAGGAAGAAACCAUUAAAUGGACAACCACUGUAAGUCGUGCUGGCCUUUCUGAUGACAAAAAUACCACCAUUUGCAAUUCUGCAAUGCGUGCGGAAGACUGCUUAUCCAAUGUAAAGGUAUCAGAACACAUAAAACCAAAAGAUGCUCUGUUUUUGAAGAGCCACAGUAAAGAAGAGGGAGAUUUAUUACAGCAAUUCAAUGCAGAAGUGUCAGACAAAGAAUCAGAGUCUGAUUUAAAAAUUGCUGGUUGUAGUAUCUAUAAGAGGAACAAUUUUGCAGAUCUAGAUGUGAACAAUGCACCUGAGGAUAAUAUCAGGCCUCGCUUUUACAGGCCUCCUACCCCUGGGCCAAGGCGUGUUAGACAAAAGAAAGCAGUAGUUGAAAGUGUCACCUUGGUUUCCGAGAAAGAAGUUCAGGAGAAGACAAUAGGACAGUUUUCCUACAGUGAGGAAAUACAGAACAAAUCAAAUAAAUCUGAGUAUUGCAUUGUAGCUCAUUCAGGCAGAAAAAAAUCAAGUGUCAGUAAUCCAAAGUUUAGCAAAAGCGUAUGUCCUGAAGAUGAAUUCUAUCACCAGGAUUCAGUGGAACAAAAUGGAUUAUCAUCUAAUAAAAAACCUAGAAGUAAUAACAACAAGUUGGCCAAGGUAAAAAUGAAGUCAGAUAAGUUAAAUAAGUCAGAGAGAGCCAUUACAUUAGAGGCUUUAACCCAGGAGGAUUUUCAAGAGGAGGUUGUUGAGCAUUCAGUUGAAAACUAUGUCCAAACCUGGCUGAAAAACUUGUCACCAAAUUCUGUCUUGCCCCCUAUAAAUAAAAAAGGGAACGUAGAGAAUAGCAAUGUCUGUCAUUUUCCUAAGGAAAAUACUGAUGCUUCUAUAGAUAAAGAAGCAAGAUUUAUCACAAAUAAAGUGCAUGUGACUGAAAAAAAACAUCUGCUUGAACAUAAUCUAACCAAAAAAGCAUUAAAGCCGAUUUGUGAAUCGGGAACUUUAGAAGAAUCAGCCAAGGAUUCAGGUGAAAAACAAACUGACUCUUUGAUUCAUGCUAAUACAACUAUAGUAGAAGAAGCCAAGUAUUCACUAAAGUCAGAAUUUCAUCAUGGUGGUAAGCUACACUUGUUUCAUGAAACACAUGACAAUGUGUCAGAAGUUGAUAUUCAAGAUACCAACCUAUGUCAAAGAAAAAAAUCUGAAGUUGCUGUUCAAGUUGAUUGUGCAAUUGCCAAUGAGAAAAUGGGAAUUGAUGUUCAGAGUAAUUGCAUGUCUAGCAUGUUGCUGCAUGAACUGCAAUCAGCUUUGCUUGGUCUCCAGAAAGAACAUAGUGGAUGUAUAGGAAAAGCUUGCAGCCUUUCAGAUCUUUCUCCUUCAUCUUUUGGUUCUUCCUCCAAUGUGCUCCUAGCUUGGCUACUUGUACUGAAUCUGAGAGAUGGUUCGACUGGGACAAUCAAAGAUGAUAUGCAAAAAGCUACCUGUAGCUGUUCUGAAAUACUUACACAGUUACAAUUUCUGAAACAAACUACAGUCAUAGAAAAAGUUGAUGAACUGAAGGCUGCUUUCUCACAUUUUCAACAAUCAACAGAAAAUAACUUAUUGCAAUUUGGGAGGGAACUCAAAAAGCAGGACUCCACACAUUGCCAUGAGAAUAUACCCAUAUCUGAAAUUCAUAAUGGUACACAUUUGCAUGAAAAUGAAAUAUCAGUUGAGCGUAGUGCUCCAAAGGACAGUGUAAAUUCUGAAGAAGCUCUAAAAUUGACUGAUGAAUUAGAAAGCUGUUUUGAUAUACAGAAAGAUCUUUAUCAGGAUACUUCUGAGUUAGAAGGUGCAAGAGAUAUACAUAUUGUUAGUGACAAAAGUGAAGAUGAGAAAGCUGAUCCAAAGUCAGCAGGUAAUGACAAAAAAACAAAUUACCAGCUUAAACUAGCUGCUGAAACCUCUGUAGACUGUAAUAAUGAGGAUUAUUCUGUACAGGAAGACAAGGAAGAAACAGAAACUGGUGAGGAAACCUCUGAGAGGUUAUCUACAGUCUCUCCAUUAUCAUUUUGUUAUGAAUCAAAGCAAAUUACAGAAUAUGAUAUGAGUGAAGGAGAACAGAAAUUGCAAGGAGAAGAACUGGAGAAUAAAAUGUGUUUAGACACUUCUCAACUAAAAAAAUGCUUGAAAAGUCCUGCGACUUCAGACUGGUCAGAUUACAGACCAGAUACUGAAGAGAGUGAUUGUAGCUUUAGAGCGUCCAGUGAUUUGACCAAUGAGAGUGGGGAGGAAGCAGUACUUGAAAAACAUUAUAAUACUGGCUAUGUAAAAAGAACUAUUGAACGACUUUAUGGCAAGACGGAAGCUUCAUUUAAGCCUGACUUUCACAAAGGUUUUCCUUAUAUGUCGAAAGUAUUUCAAAAGGAUGCUGAAGAAUUCCACUCUGCAGUGGUGGAAAAAAACAUUUUUUUUUCUCAAGGACCUGGGUCUUGUUCUGCCGAGAAGUUGUCACAUUCUUCACUACCUUCACAAGAAUUUCCAAUAAACAUCAACAAAGACAACACUAUAUCAAGAAGAGAAGAUACUUCUUUGCCAACACCACAACUUACUCUUAACAGAGAAGAGACAAGUUAUACUAAUGACUUUUCAGGGGAAUCUCCAACGCAGCAUUGUCAAGCUAGCAUAGGAACAAAUGAAGAUGAAGGAAUAUUAAUAGAGAAAGGCAAAUGGCUCCUCAAAGAAAAUCAUUUGAUAAGAAGAUCUCCACCUGAACAGAUUGGAAUGUAUGGUAAUUUGGAUACAACAUCAACAGAUACAGUCCUUGAUACUAACAGUGAUGAUGUCCCAUACUCACACUUUGGCAAUCUGAAUCAGUACCCAGUCCUCAAUGAAAUCUCUUCUUCAGAACUUGAAGACAUGGCUAAACCCUCUGAAAAUUUUUGCAACUACUUCAAUAUACCUCAUAACAGUGAUUCAGACCCCUUUCAGGAUGACAUAGGUGCAAAAAGCAAACGUAGCCGCAAUGGUAAGAUCAAUUCCCUUCCUGCAGCAAACAAAGAAAAGAUCAAACCAUCAGUCAUGGAAGGUUCUACUUCCACACAUCUUUCCACACAGGCUGAUACUAACUUUUCAGCUUUUACAUCUGUAGAAUUUAGAUUGCCCGAUAACAAAGUGCACCCAUUGGAACAGCCUUUAAAUGAUGAGCCCAUACAGUCUCAGCCAACUGAUGUUAGUAACGCUAACAGAAGUGCUCUUCAGGAAGAAGAUUCUCUGGAUAAACUCCAUGCUAUAUGUGGCCAACAUUGUCCAAUACUAAUGGUGACAGUAACACCACUUAAUGAGGAACAGAGAGGAUAUGCCUACCGAAAGGCAUCUGAUAUCGAGAACCAGCUGGGUCUGUGUUUGUUGGCCAAAAAGAGUGAACAUAUGCAAUGGUCCUGUGAAGAUUUAAUAACAGAUGAAAAUAGUCAUGUGACUCUGAAGAAUAACUGCAUCAAUAAGAUUGCCAAUAAUAUUUUUAAUAAGUUUUAUGCUAAUAACACCUUAGAUUUUAUUAGUAGCUUUGGAAUACUUGCAACUUCAACUCUGAAAGGCACAAGCAGUUUAGGGAAGUUACAUGGUAUAGAGGAUACAAAUGUAAAACCCAUGGAAGUCAGCAACUGUCAAAAUAAUGUAUCCAAACACAUACCUAGUGAUUUUGUGAUAGGCACAAAUAGUGAUCUACCCGAUAGAAAGCCAAAAAUAUGCCAAACCCUAAGAAUAAGCCUAAUUCAUAUCAUUGGAGAAAAAUUUUCUCCCAUGCUGGCAGAUCCAGCAAAAACCUGUCAUUCUGAAACAUUUCUGAA